This is a messenger RNA of Paramacrobiotus metropolitanus, 1253 nucleotides long. RefSeq lists its product as uncharacterized. The transcript has a single exon. The record is from RefSeq and is a predicted model, not a curated record. Bases 68 to 1174 code for a protein of 368 amino acids. NCBI's taxonomy places the organism in Eukaryota, Metazoa, Tardigrada, Eutardigrada, Parachela, Macrobiotidae.
GCUGCUUUACAAAUUGCGUACUGGCAGGUGUUACUUGCAGGAACCCUUGCUGAAUGAUUUCGACACCAUGAUACGUGAUAGCCUGUCCAGAAUAACCAACACUGCCAUCACCGACGUAAUCUGGACACAGGCGUCACUUCCGGUAUCAAGAGGCGGUUUAGGCAUUAGGAGUAUUGUUAAGCUAGCACUGCCGGCCUUUCUGGCCUCGGCUUAUUCAGUUGCUCCCUUGGCCUCCGCAAUUACGAACUACCAGCCGGAGACGUAUUGUAGUGAACCAACCACCUUAUGGCAGCAGUUGACGAAUCAAGAUGCGCCGCCACCUGGAGUUCGGGGAGUGCAGAAAGCGUGGGACGAACCUAUCAUAAGAUCAGAUUUGAGACUGUUGGAGAGGGCUUUUGAAAACGAUAUCGCUAGCCAGGCGCGGAUGUUGGCAGUCAGCACCAAAGAGGCGGGCGCAUGGCUCCAAGCACUACCGGCAGCAUCCCUUGGAAACUUACUUAACGACUCCGGCCUAAGGACAGCUGUGGCGCUGCGCCUGGGUGCACCGGUAUGCACACCACACCAGUGCAUUUGCGGCGACCAAGCGGAUGAGCAUGGCUACCAUGGCUCAAGUUGCAAGUUCAGUGCCGGGCGGAAACCGACCCAUGAAAGUCUCAAAGCGGUCAUAAAGCGCGCCUUUGCGUCAGCUGGAAUCGAAACUGAACUGGAACCUCCUGGAAUCUCCCGUACAGAUGGCAAACGACCAGACGGAGUGACAAUUUCCCCGUGGGAAAGAGGAAAGGCGCUGGCAUGGGAUGUAACCUGCCGGAGCACCAUGGCCUUGUCGUACAUUGCAGCCACAUCCACUCGAGCCGGAGCUGCAGCAGCGCUAGCCGAGCGGAGCAAGACCGAGAAAUACCGCAACAUCACCCAGGAUUACUGGUUCAAGCCUCUGGCUUUCGAGACCUACGGAACAUUCGGACCAGAAACCACAGGGCUGCUUACCGUGCUAGGGAAGAUGAUACAGCAGCAGUCAGGCGAACCACGAGCACUUGAGUUCUUGCGUCAACGUAUCAGCAUCGAAAUUCAGCGAGGAAACGCAGCAUCUAUCAUGGGAACAGCACCACCGACGGCGAAUUUAGACGAGAUCUUUUCUGUUAUUCGCCCUCCUGUGGUUGUAGAUGUUGCUGUGUAACUCGCCUGUGUUUUCAGCUUCUCAUGAACUUGUGUAAAAUGUGUGAAAAAAUGUUUGUUGCUUCUAAUUAAAGCACUAG